AUGGCAGCUAAAUUCCCCGCUGUCGCUUCCGAGUUGCAGCACAGCACCUGGAUCAGACCAGCUCACAGCACGCUUGAGCUUGCAGCUGCUCUUCCGUCCACCGCCGCAUCACACGUUGACUUUUGCUUCACUGCAUUGUUUGUGGCCAAGUUCCAGAACAGCGAUUACGUUCAGAACGGCUACCAACAAGACAAGACGGCCAUGUCGCUGACGGUCACUGCACCCAAAGAUGGGAAAAUCCCGCUCAGUAACCAUCAUGACGAUAACGACAGCUACUACAAUCUCGGCACCUACCAGCGCCCCAUCACCACAUCCAGCCCGGCCACCCAGACUUGGUUCAACCGAGGCCUUGUCUGGUGCUACGGCUUCAACCACGAAGAAGCAGCUAAUUGCUUUCAACGCGCCAUCGAUCAUGAUUCUGCCUGUGCCAUUGCAUACUGGGGCCUGGCGUAUGCUCUGGGCCCCAACUACAACAAACCAUGGGAUCUUUUCAGCUCGCCCGAGCUCUCAGCAACGGCUGAGCGUACCCACAGAGCUGUUGAGCAGGCCAGGCAUCUUGCUGCCAACAACACCGACAACAUGGACAACACCGACAACCCCAUUACACCCGCGGAAAAGGCUCUCAUUGACGCCAUCCGCUUCCGUUACCCUCGGAAAGAUGCACCCGAGCAGCCCGAUUUUUGCAUCUGGAAUCGCGAGUAUGCUGACGCCAUGAGCUCCGUAGCCGCACAGUUCCCAAACGAUUUGGAUGUAGCUGCCCUCUAUGCCGAUGCCAUGAUGAACCUGACCCCCUGGCAGCUGUGGGACAUUAAGACUGGAGAGCCGGCCAAGGGAGCACGUACAGUAGAGAUAAAGCGUGUCUUGGACAAGGCUCUCGCUCAAGAAGGAGGGGAUCAGCAUCCUGGAUUGCUCCAUCUAUACAUCCAUCUCAUGGAGAUGUCGCAGACUCCAGAAGCUGGCAUGCCCGCAGCCGACAAACUACGUGGACUGGUGCCAGACUCUGGCCAUCUCAACCACAUGCCCAGCCACCUCGACAUUCUCGUAGGCGACUACGCGCGUGCCGUCGCUGCCAACACGGAAGCCAUCACAGCUGACGAGAAAUUUCUCAAACGAGAAGGCCCCAUGAACUUUUACACCCUCUACCGCAGCCACGACUACCACUUUCGCCUCUACAGCGCCAUGUUCUCCGGCCAAUCCAAGGUAGCCUUCGAAACCGUCGACUUGCUCGAGGCCAGCGUCUCGGAUGAGCUGUUGCGCGUCGAGCAGCCGCCCAUGGCAGACUGGCUGGAGGCCUUUCUCGCAAUGCGUGUGCAUGCUCUCAUCCGCUUCGGGAGAUGGAAGGACGUGCUCGACCUGAAGCUACCCCAAGACCGGGACCUGUACUGCGUCACCACCGCGCUCUUGCACUACGCCAAGGGUGUAGCUUUCGCGGCGCUGAAUCGCGUCGAGGAGGCGAAUCGCCAUCGCCAGCUGUUCCGGGAGGCUGUUCCGCAUGUCAAGCCUUCGAGGACUCUCUUCAACAACAAGUGUGUGGACAUUCUAGAUGUAGCCGAGGCCCUUUUGAAUGGCGAAAUUGAGUAUCGGACGGGCAAUUACGAAACGGCUUUCGGACACCUGCGCGAAGCCAUUCUCCGAUACGAUUGGCUGCCAUUCGACGAACCCUGGGGCUGGAUGCAGCCGGUCCGACACGCCUACGGCGCGCUGCUUCUGGAACAAGGCCACGCCGAAGAGGCUCUGUCGAUAUACCGCGCCGACCUGGGAAUCGACGACUCCCUCCCCAGGGUGCACCGACAUCCGAACAAUGUGUGGGCCCUGCACGGCUACCACGAGUGUUUGGUUAAACUGGGCAGGACGGCCGAAGCCAAGGAGAUGGAGCCUCAGCUGAAGAGGGCGCUAAAGGUAGCCGACGUGCCUGUUCGAUCCUCUUGUUUCUGCAGGAUGUCCUCGGCGGCCAAGAUUUGA
Molecule: messenger RNA, 1962 nt
Organism: Ustilaginoidea virens
Lineage: Eukaryota; Fungi; Ascomycota; Sordariomycetes; Hypocreales; Clavicipitaceae
Exons: 2
Coding region: 1-1962 (653 amino acids)
Cellular component (GO): intracellular anatomical structure
Molecular function (GO): protein binding
Source: RefSeq, a predicted model, not a curated record